Messenger RNA from Drosophila kikkawai, 933 nucleotides. RefSeq lists its product as uncharacterized. NCBI's taxonomy places the organism in Eukaryota, Metazoa, Arthropoda, Insecta, Diptera, Drosophilidae. Gene Ontology annotation, biological process: DNA integration. Gene Ontology annotation, molecular function: nucleic acid binding. The record is from RefSeq and is a predicted model, not a curated record.
AUGGCUGCAAUACCAGCCGCCCGACUAGCCUCCUUCGAGAGACCCUUUACAUACACAGGAGUUGACUACUUUGGUCCCAUACUAGUUAACGUCGGCAGACACAAGGAAAAACGAUGGGGAGUCCUCUUUACAUGCCUGACACUGAGAGCCGUACAUAUAGAAGUGGCCUAUAAACUUGAUGUAAGGUCGUGUAUAAUGUGUCUUCGAAAUUUCAUGACACGUCGCGGGACUCCAAAAGAAAUCUUCUCCGACAACGGAACCAACUUUAAAGCAACUGAGAAGAUGGUGAAAGAAGAACUCAAAAAGAUUGACUUUGACGAAAUCACUAUAAAGUAUGAGGCGAUUAAAUGGCACUUCAACCCACCAGCGGCACCGCAUAUGGGAGGUGCUUGGGAGCGACUCGUCAGAUCAGUUAAGACUGUUUUGAAAUCAAUCUGCCCAACUAGUAACUUCAAUGACGAGACCCUUCGAACAGCCCUUAUGGAAGCAGAAAACGUCAUCAAUUCUAGACCACUAACCUUUGUCUCUUUAGAUUCAGGCGACGACGAAGCGCUCACCCCAAAUCAUUUACUUCUGGGAUCGACGAGCGGCUAUAAGCGCAUGGCAGAUGACAACACCGAUGUAAGGCUGCGUUGGCAACAGACUCAACUAUUCGCGGACAAGUUCUGGAGCCGCUGGGUGAAGGAAUUCACCCCAGACUUGACCAGACGUAGCAAGUGGUUCACCAAACGUCCCCCAAUAGCUAUCGGCGACAUUGUUAUAGUAGUCGACGAUCAACUUCCAAGGAACAUGUGGCCCAAAGGACGCAUCACUGAUGUAGUGACGGCCAAAGACGGCCAAGUUCGACCGAGCUACAAUUUGGACACCAAAAGGAAUCAUGGUCCGCCCAGUGGCCAAGAUUGCUACCCUAGACGUCGGCUUAAAAGAUGGUGA